Molecule: messenger RNA, 1860 nt
Organism: Magnolia sinica
Lineage: Eukaryota; Viridiplantae; Streptophyta; Magnoliopsida; Magnoliales; Magnoliaceae
Product: probable flavin-containing monooxygenase 1
Exons: 5
Coding region: 48-1616 (522 amino acids)
Molecular function (GO): N,N-dimethylaniline monooxygenase activity; NADP binding; flavin adenine dinucleotide binding
Source: RefSeq, a predicted model, not a curated record
UAUAAGUUCCCAUUGCAUACCAUACCAUCCCAUCCCAUACACCAUUCAUGGCUACCAUGCAAAACCGACGGUUGGGUUCGAGGGUAGCGAUCAUCGGAGCCGGUAUAAGUGGCAUCGCAGCUGCAAAACAGCUGGCGGUCCACAAGCCGGUGGUGUUCGAAGCAUCGGACUCGAUUGGUGGUGUCUGGAAGCACUGUUCUUAUGAAUCAACGAAGCUCCAGACCCCACGUCGGGAUUAUGAGUUCUCUGACUACCCAUGGCCCGACCGUGAUAAUUCCACCUUCCCUACGUAUAUUGAGAUCUUGGAAUACUUGCAUGGUUAUGCGACUCAGUUCGACCUGCUGAAGUAUGUCCAGUUCAAUUCUAAGGUCGUGGAGGUCCGUUUUGUUGGUGAACCGGAGAGCACCGGUUCUGACGGCAGGUGGGGAUUGCAUGGCCGUCCGUUGGCUGGUCAGCCCGUUUGGGAGGUGGCUGUGAAGACUAACGGAUCAGAUACCAUACAGUGGUAUGCAUUUGAGUUUGUGGUGGUAUGUAUCGGAAAGUAUGGCGACGAACCAAGAAUGCCGAAUUUUCCACACAACAAGGGGCCUGAAACGUUCCGCGGCAAGGUCAUGCAUUCGUUGGAUUAUUGUAAGCUUGACAAGAAAGAGAGUACUGAGCUAAUGAAAGGAAAGAAAGUCGUGGUUAUCGGUUAUAAAAAGUCGGCCAUCGAUCUUGCCCUCGAAUGUGCUGAGGCAAAUCAAGGAGAAGGUGGACAGCCUUGCACCAUUGUGGUCAGGACCUUACAUUGGGUAGUGCCCUCCUAUUCCAUAUGGGGGCUGCCCUUUUUCUUAUUCUAUUCAACGAGAUCUUCUCAAUUCCUCCAUCAAAGGCCCAAUCAAAGCUUCCUCAGAGAUCUCUUCUGCCACCUUUCAUCUCCCAUGAGAAGAGCGGUUUCCCGGUUCAUCGAGUCAUACCUGGCGUGGAAACUUCCACUGAAGAAAUAUGGAUUGCUACCAGAUCACCCAUUCGAGGAGGACUACGCAUCCUGCCAAAUGGCAAUCUUGCCAGAAAACUUCUUCCCGGAGGCCGAUAAGGGGCGGAUAUUGUUCAAGAGAGCAUCCAAAUGGUGGUUUUGGGAAGGUGGUAUUGAGUUUGAAGAUAACACAAAGCUGGAAGCUGAUGUGGUGUUUCUUGCAACUGGUUUUGAUGGGAAAAGGAAGCUGAAAUCCAUACUACCUGAGCCCUUUGGUGACUUGAUAGAAAAUUCUUCUGGUGUAAUGCCUUUGUACAGGGGCACGAUCCAUCCGUUGAUCCCACACAUGGCCUUUGUUGGCUACUUGGAGAGUGUAUCGAACCUACAAACGGCUGAGCUACGGUGCAUAUGGCUGGGCCGCUUACUCGACGAACAGUUCAUGCUACCCAAUGUGGAGAAGAUGAUUAGUCAAACAAAUGAAGAAGUGGAGGUGAUGAAGAGGACCACAAGAUUCUACAAGCGGCAAUGCAUUUCUACGUAUAGCAUCAACCACAGCGAUGAGAUUUGUGAAGAGAUGGGAUGGACCUCUUGGAGGAAGGAGAGCUGGUUCUCCGAGGUCUUCAGUGCUUACACUAGCCAAGAUUACAAAGAAGAGAAAUGAUCUUAUAAACAUUUGGGCGACAUCUGAUCCGUUCAUCAAGUGAGCCCUGCCAUAUUCCUUACCUGGUUCGAAACUCUGGCGUGGUGAAUCAUUAAGCGGGCUGCGCAUUAUUAAAAUAAUGGAUAGUUUGAAGAAGAAAUUGCAAAUCACCCACAUUCAAAUGGCUUGAUUUUCGGGACCAAAAUCUACGUGGUGGGCCACACCUGGUGAACGGAUCAGACGUUCCACACGUGUGGUUGAAUUA